Molecule: messenger RNA, 2380 nt
Organism: Panonychus citri (citrus red mite)
Lineage: Eukaryota; Metazoa; Arthropoda; Arachnida; Trombidiformes; Tetranychidae
Exons: 2
Coding region: 496-2010 (504 amino acids)
Cellular component (GO): plasma membrane
Molecular function (GO): GTP binding; GTPase activity; calcium channel regulator activity
Source: RefSeq, a predicted model, not a curated record
UGAGAGUUCAAUGUUCACAAUGAAUUGGAAUGAAAUUUCUGUUGAACAUUUUCUCGUUUUCCACCAAACUAUUCAUUUGAUGUUCAAUCAUUUUCUAGUGUAAACAAUUUCAUCCUUCUCAGUUUUUAAAUUGCCAACUAAUUGUUGCUCAAAAAUGUUGCCAAUCAACAACUAAUCAACUUGAUUGUUGUCAUCUAUCAACAAUUAAAAUAGAUAAUCUUUGAUAACAUACAAACACACACCAAGAAUUUUAAUCAGUUCAAUUGUUUGUAUUUAAUUUUGUGUAACAUUAACAACAAAUAUCUAGUUAACCAUAUCAGUUAAUUGUUUAGAUUGUUUUUUUUUGUGGUUUAGUUGAUUGUUGAAAUUUUAUUUUGUUUUGUUGUUCAUUGAGGAAAGAAAAACUAAAACAUUCGGAUUAACUGGUGCAAAUAACGGAUAAUAAUCGAUAGUUUUAAUAAUAAUCGUUUGAUUAUUAACCAAAUCAACAGAAUCAUGUUGUUUGACACUCGAUUUGAACCUUUCGAUGAUUACGAACCUGAAAGUCCACCAUCAUCUUUUCAUCGUAAUCAGAUUCCAGUCCGCCGAGUUAAAUCAGCUCGUAAUUACACCCACCGUCGACGUGAACGUUACUCCCUUCGAGUACCUAAAACCGUUUAUACAACUCGAGAUUACACUUAUCCAAGAUCAUUGGAAUCUAUUGACGAUUGGUCACUUUACCGUCUUAAUCCACCUUCAUCACCUUUACCUGGACCCUCGUCAUCAUUAAACGUUUCCUCCAUCAGUCCUGGUGGAUCGACAACCACCACACCCGGUUCAAUGUGUGGUGAACCAAGAGGUGCCCGUCGAGUACAAUCAUUCAGAUGCACCUCAAAGGGUGGGGUGGUCAAGAUGGGUGAUUUUUUCCUAGGUAAUGCAUCACCUGAUAAUUAUGUUGCCAAAGAAGAGGUUCCAUCACAUUAUCAUCAUUACCACCAUGGUGGAGGAGGAAAUGGUGGAAGCAGUGGUAUUACAUCAUCUUCUCAUCAUCUAUCUGGUCAAGAGUCAUUUUCAUCAUCUGCCUCUCAUCAUCAUGGUGGAAGUGGAAGUCACUAUCAUCAUCAACCAUUGCAUGUUUCACUUUCUGCAUCUUCAGCUACUCAGGGUGGAAUUUCAUCAAGAGAAACUUCCGAUGGAAGGUCAGGAGGAUCAAUGGGUGGGGGAAUGAUGGGUGGUAGUGUUAUCGGCGGUGAAAGAGGAAUAGGUUCCAACUGUGGUAAUAAUAAUAAUAAUGGUUAUCUACCCAGAGGAUCACCAACUUGUUCAAGGAAAUCUUCAAACUCUUGUGAUUCAUUACGAUCCUCGAAAACUUUUCAUGUUUUCGUAGCGGGUUUCAAGUCGGUGGGUAAACAUCGUGUCAUGAGUGCCUGUUUAGGUAAUUCGGUUAAUGAAAGGUUAAAAGCAACCAUACUUAUCGAUUAUGAGCAAUUUAACAUUAAUUUUAAUCUUAUUGAUAAAUUUGAUGAUUCAGAGGAAUUGGGUGAAGAUUCAUUUCCACCCUCAUCAGUUCAGGGUAAACGAAAUCAAGCUUUACUUAUAAUCUAUUCAAUUGCAGAUCGGAAAAGCUUUGAAAAGGCUGGACAAUUAUUAACAUUGGCUAUAUUAAGACAAGCACAUUCUCAGCCUAAAUUAUCAAUCUGUUUGAUUGCCAAUAAAUCUGAUCUGGUUCGUGCACGGGUUGUCACCACGGAGGAAGGUUCUGACCUUGCCGAUCGUUUUAAUGUUAACUUUAUUGAAGUCUCUGCGGAAAUUGGUGAUAAUAUUGAACAGAUUAUGGUUUGGAUUGUUGAAAAGAUUAAGGAAAAUCUUUCCGUUAUUAAUAAUGGUUCCAGUUCAAAGUCUUCACUUAAAACGGGAACCGUUAAGGUCAAAAAUAAAGUUAUCACUCGAGCUCGAACUUGUAUAAGACAAAUUUUCAAACGUUUCAUAUUUAAAACUCGCUCAGCUGAAAAUCUCAAUUCUAUUAAUUGAAUAAUAGCUGUACAAAUGUUUGUACAUAUUCAAAUGUCAAUAUUAAAUAUUAUUUCCCUUAAAUAAUAAUCAAUUAAUUGGGAAAAUCAAUCAUACUCUCCAUCAAUUUAAUUGUUUACCUAAUUGUGUAUCUGCUUAUCCAAACAAACUGGAAACUGUUUAAUUGUUGCUUGAGUUUCUUUAUUAUCAUUAUUAAAUAAUUAUAUAUAUCAAAAUGAUUAAUAAUCACACUUAGGUGCCCUUAAAAAUAAAAUUAAUUAAUCAACCCGUGGACCAGUAUAAUUAUAAUAACAAUUAACUAAUUAACUAAUGAUUAUAAAUCAAACAAUUUGUAUCAAUAAAAUAAUCAAUCUUAUAUAUGUAUUAAUAU